This is a messenger RNA of Odocoileus virginianus texanus, 1370 nucleotides long. The record is from RefSeq and is a predicted model, not a curated record. Lineage: Eukaryota; Metazoa; Chordata; Mammalia; Artiodactyla; Cervidae.
AGGGCCCCUGCCCGGGACUGCGCCACUGGCAGAGAAGCCACCGUCUUCCCACCGUCAGCACCGGGCCACCAGCUCAUACACCUGCCCCUUCGGGGGCACCAGCCUCCAGGCCUCACUGGAGCCCAGUUUGGGUUUUAGGGAAUCAUCUCAGCAGCGUCAGCAUGUCCCGGCCAAGCAGCAGAGCCAUUUACUUGCAUCGGAAGGAGUACCUGCAGAAUAUCGCCUUGGAGCCCACCCACCUGCAGCACAGGGUGGAGCACCUGAUGACAUGUAAGCUGGGGACACAGAGAGUCCAGGAGCCCAAGGAUGUUCUGCAGAAGCUGCAGGAGAUGGACGCUCAGGGCCGGGUGUGGAGCCAGGACUUGCUCCUGCAGGUCAGGGAUGGCUGGCUCCAACUGCUGGACAUCGAGACCAAGGAGGAGCUAGAGUCCUACCGCCUGGACAGCAUCAAGGUCAUGGACGUGUCGCUCAACACCGGCUCCUACAACUCUGUCCUGUCCAUCACCGUGCAGGAUUCGGGCCUGCGAGGCACUAGCACUCUGCUUUUCCAGUGCCAGGAAGUGGGGGCAGAGCGACUGAAGACCAGCCUGGAGAAGGCUCUGGAGGAGGAGCUAGAGCAAAGGCCCCGGCUGGGAGCCCUUCGCUCGGACCAGGACCGGUGGAGGGGGCCUCCUCUGGAAAGGCCACUCCCUAAGGAGCCGGCGCCUCCUCUGGAGUGGGGACCCCAUCCCGAACAGCACUACUUGAUGGGCCCAGAGCACGACACCCCACCGCCAUCUCCAAGGCCCCUGCCAUUCCGCACCAGCAUCCGAGAGCCAAGCACCUUCUUGCUGUCUCCUUCAAGGAGGUCCCCAUCCCCUGAGGACCCAAAAUGGGAUAAGGAGGUGCUGGACCACGUCCUAAGGGACAUCGAGAUGUUUGUGGGGAAGCUGGACAAGGCCCAGUCAAAGACCGGUCGUAAGAAGAAGAAUCUCAGGAAGAAAAAUAAAAAGAAUAAGGGAGAGAUAACAGAGGAACAUUACAUCGACUGCUUCCAGAAGAUCAAGUACAGCUUCAACCUCCUGAGUCUGAGCCGCAGCCCCAGAGAGCCUGGCGGUGUCGGGCUCGGCAGAGACAGCCACAGCUUCCUGGCCGCAGAGCUGUCCCCAGCUCCCAGCAACAGCAGCAGGGACCGUGGAGCCCGCAGCCCCGUCUGUGCAGCUUCGGAAGUGCCCACCGCUCCCGCCUCUGCCCCCGCAGCAGAACCUGCCCCCCAGGAGACUCUGAACGUGCCAGAGGCGCCUGACAUCCUGGUUUCCCAGGGGGUGGUCCUGUUGACUCAGGCAGCAGUAAGGCCUCAGUACCCUGGAGGCGCCGACGGUGACAUCUAG